Molecule: messenger RNA, 2004 nt
Organism: Canariomyces notabilis
Lineage: Eukaryota; Fungi; Ascomycota; Sordariomycetes; Sordariales; Chaetomiaceae
Exons: 6
Coding region: 121-1722 (533 amino acids)
Biological process (GO): triglyceride biosynthetic process
Cellular component (GO): endoplasmic reticulum membrane
Molecular function (GO): diacylglycerol O-acyltransferase activity
Source: RefSeq, a predicted model, not a curated record
CUUCCUUAAAGUGAGUUUGAUAAGGCGAGAGAAGUCCUCGACAUUCACCACGCCACGUCUUUGACUUUGACUUGGCUUGCCAAUGCUGUAUACUUUUUUUGCCCAAGUCUAAGCAUCGACAUGGCGACAACAACGGCCGGGUCAAGCUUCGAGGGACAAGAUAAUGGCGUCACUCGCCGUGUGAAAGCGGGCGCCCGCAGUGAGACGCAAAACACCAACCCAAGCAUUGCCAAUGCCUCUACCACAUCAAUUGAAACCAACGACAUACCUAAUGGCUCCGCACACUCAUCCGAGCAAUUGAGGAGAGCUUUCCGCAAAAAGUAUCGCCAUGUCGAAGCCAUCCAUUCCCAGUCGAGGCCGUCGUGUCUCAGCCAUGACACCACCGAGACGCCCAGCUUCUUGGGUUUCCGAAAUCUCAUGGUGAUCGUGCUGGUUGUUGGCAACCUCCGCCUUGUCAUUGAAAACAUCCAAAAGUACGGUGUUCUUAUUUGUAUUCGAUGCCACGAUUUCCGCAAAUUCGAUGUGCAGCUGGGAUUGUCGCUGUACUUUCUGAUCCCCUGCCACCUCCUGAUCGCUUAUUUCAUCGAGCUCGUCGCCGCCCAGCACGCCCGGGCGUCACGAGCAAAGGCUAAGAAGAGGGAUGGGACCACCAGCCCUACUGAAGACCAGUACAAGAGGUUCCAGCGAACGUGGCAAUUGAUUUGGAUCGCCCACGCCAUCAAUGUCACCAUCGCCCUGGUCUUCACCACCUAUCUCGUCUACUACUACGUCCACCACCCCCUAAUCGGCACCCUGACCGAGUUUCACGCCAUCAUAGUCUGGCUCAAGACGGCAUCGUACGCCUUCACGAACCGGGACCUCCGUCACGCAUACCUCCACCCGGUCCAAGGCGAGUUGGAUGCGCUGCCAGAGAUCUAUCGCCAGUGCCCCUACCCCAACAACAUCACCAUCGGCAACCUCGUGUACUUCUGGUGGGCGCCCACCCUCGUUUAUCAGCCCGUGUACCCGCGCACCGACAGGAUCAGGUGGGUUUUCGUCUUCAAGCGCCUCGGCGAGGUCCUCUGCCUGAGCGUCUUCAUCUGGUUCACCAGCGCGCAGUACGCCACGCCCGUGCUGCGCAACUCGCUCGACAAGAUUGCGUCGCUCGAUUACCCGUCCAUCAUUGAGCGUCUGUUCAAGCUGUCGACGAUAUCACUUGUGAUAUGGCUGGCCGGCUUCUUCGCCUUGUUCCAGUCCUUCUUGAACGCCCUCGCCGAGGUCACAAGGUUUGGUGACCGCUCAUUCUAUGAUGCUUGGUGGAACAGCGAAGGCCUCGGCAUGUACUGGCGCACCUGGAACAAGCCCGUCUACCAGUUCUUCCGCCGCCAUGUCUACUCGCCGAUGCGUUCGCGGGGAUGGAGCCAUAAGGUAGCCAGCUUCACCGUGUUCUUCGUGUCGGCCGUUCUGCAUGAGCUUCUCGUCGGCGUGCCCACACACAACCUCAUCGGCGUGGCCUUCCUGGGUAUGUUCUUGCAACUCCCACUCAUCCAGCUCACAGCGCCGCUCGAAAAGAUGAAGUCGGCAAAUGGCAAGCUGCUGGGAAACACCAUUUUUUGGGUGUCGUUCACCAUCCUGGGACAGCCCUUUGCCGCGCUGAUGUACUUUUAUGCUUGGCAGGCCAAGUACGGCAGCGUGAGCAAGGCUAUGGCGCAGGCUCGGCCUCCGACAUGCCCUGCUGCCUGAUCACCACGGAGUAAAUGGAGUUCGCAAUGUGGGAAUUAUAAGCUGUUGGUUCGGACCUGGGGCGCGGGCUGGUAAAAUUGCGGUACGCGGCGUUCAAGUAUAUAGACAUGGCAGUUCGCCGGGUUGGGUUUAUAAGUACAGAGGGAUCAAAAUCAACACUCACACGCCAUCGCUAGUGAGAUACUUUCAAUAUACAUCCUUGGUCAAUCCAUCGCGCCCCAGUUUCCUUCACUAUCCAGAAGUGAACGCCGCGAAACGUCCAUGUCAACACCCUUCACCCCU